AGACGUCGUCGGAGGAAGGCUGAAAAAGCCCUAGGUGCUGCCGUUGCUAGUAGAAGUCGGACUUGUCUCCGGAGCUGCGCGUCUGCACAGGUCUCGGACGGAGCGGAGCUUGCUACCGCGGUCGCGGAGCCUGCCCCGUGCUCGCCCCUGCCGACGUCGCAGUGAUGGAGCCGGCCACCGUGCUGCCCCCAGGCCCGCGUCCGGCACUACCCCUCGGGGGCCCGGGCCCGCUGGGCGAGUUCCUGCCUCCCCCCGAGUGUCCGGUCUUCGAGCCCAGCUGGGAAGAGUUCGCUGACCCCUUCGCUUUCAUCCACAAGAUCCGGCCCAUAGCCGAGCAGACUGGGAUCUGUAAGGUGCGGCCGCCGCCGGAUUGGCAGCCACCAUUUGCUUGUGACGUUGAUAAACUUCAUUUUACGCCACGUAUCCAGAGGCUAAAUGAACUGGAGGCCCAAACACGUGUAAAAUUGAAUUUCCUGGACCAGAUUGCAAAGUAUUGGGAACUACAGGGAAGUACUCUGAAGAUUCCACAUGUGGAGAGGAAGAUCUUAGACCUGUUCCAGCUUAAUAAGUUAGUCGCAGAAGAAGGUGGGUUUGCAGUUGUUUGCAAGGAUAGAAAAUGGACCAAAAUUGCCACCAAGAUGGGUUUUGCUCCUGGUAAAGCUGUGGGUUCACACAUCAGGGGGCAUUAUGAGCGAAUCCUCCAUCCGUACAACUUAUUCCUGUCUGGAGACAGUUUGAGGUGUCUUCAGAAGCCUAACCUGACGUCAGAUACAAAGGACAAGGAGUACAAACCCCAUGACAUUCCCCAGAGGCAGUCUGUACAGCCCUCAGAAACCUGUCCUCCAGCCCGCCGAGCAAAGCGCAUGAGAGCAGAGGCUAUGAAUAUUAAAAUAGAACCCGAAGAGGCAACAGAAGCUAGGACUCAUAAUCUGAGACGUCGAAUGGGUUGUCCAACUCCAAAAUGUGAAAAUGAGAAAGAAAUGAAAAGUAAUGUCAAGCAAGAACCCAUUGAGAAGAAAGACUGCGUGUUAGAAAGUGAGAAGGAAAAGCCCAAGAGUCGGUCUAAAAAAGCCACCAAUGCUGUGGACCUGUAUGUAUGCCUCUUAUGUGGCAGCGGCAAUGAUGAGGACCGGCUCCUCCUAUGUGAUGGCUGUGAUGACAGUUAUCAUACCUUCUGCUUAAUUCCCCCUCUCCAUGAUGUUCCUAAGGGAGACUGGAGGUGUCCUAAGUGUUUGGCUCAGGAAUGUAGCAAGCCACAAGAAGCAUUUGGCUUUGAACAAGCAGCAAGGGAUUAUACUCUCCGUACAUUUGGGGAAAUGGCAGAUUCAUUUAAAUCUGACUACUUCAACAUGCCAGUCCAUAUGGUUCCUACAGAACUGGUGGAGAAGGAGUUUUGGCGACUGGUAAGCACUAUUGAAGAAGAUGUCACUGUGGAGUAUGGAGCUGAUAUCGCUUCAAAGGAGUUUGGCAGUGGCUUUCCUGUACGAGAUGGGAAAAUCAAGGUUUCUCCUGAGGAAGAGGAGUAUCUUGAUAGUGGCUGGAAUUUGAAUAAUAUGCCAGUGAUGGAGCAGUCUGUCCUUGCUCAUAUUACUGCUGAUAUAUGUGGCAUGAAACUCCCUUGGUUGUAUGUGGGCAUGUGCUUUUCUUCCUUCUGUUGGCAUAUUGAAGACCACUGGAGCUAUUCAAUCAACUACCUUCACUGGGGUGAGCCAAAAACCUGGUAUGGAGUUCCAGGAUAUGCUGCAGAGCAGCUAGAAAAUGUAAUGAAGAAACUAGCUCCAGAGCUGUUUGUGUCCCAGCCAGAUCUCCUCCACCAGCUGGUGACCAUCAUGAACCCCAAUACUCUGAUGACUCAUGAAGUGCCUGUUUAUCGAACAAAUCAAUGUGCUGGGGAGUUUGUGAUCACAUUUCCAAGAGCCUAUCACAGUGGUUUCAACCAAGGUUUUAAUUUUGCCGAGGCUGUUAACUUCUGCACUGUUGAUUGGCUACCAUUGGGCCGCCAGUGUGUGGAGCAUUACCGCUUGCUACACCGCUAUUGUGUCUUUUCCCACGAUGAGAUGAUAUGCAAAAUGGCUUCCAAAGCUGAUGUACUAGAUGUUGUAGUGGCAUCGACUGUUCAGAAAGACAUGGCUAUUAUGAUUGAGGAUGAAAAAGCUUUAAGGGAAACUGUGCGUAAAUUGGGAGUAAUUGACUCAGAAAGAAUGGAUUUUGAACUGUUGCCAGAUGAUGAGCGUCAGUGUUUACAAUGCAAGACAACAUGCUUCAUGUCUGCCAUCUCCUGCUCUUGUAAACCUGGCCUGCUUGUUUGCUUACAUCAUGUGAAACAAUUAUGUUCCUGCCCCCCUUAUAAGUAUAACCUGCGGUAUAGAUACACUCUGGAUGACCUCUAUCCCAUGAUGAAUGCAUUGAAGCUUCGAGCAGAGUCUUACAAUGAAUGGUCCUUAAAUGUGAAUGAAGCUUUGGAAGCAAAGAUCAACAAGAAGAAAAGUCUGGUCAACUUCAAAGCUUUAAUUGAAGAAUCAGAAAUGAAGAAGUUCCCAGACAACGAUCUUCUGCGUCACCUGCGCUUAGUCACACAGGAUGCAGAAAAGUGUGCCUCUGUUGCCCAGCAGUUGCUUAAUGGCAAAAGACAGACAAGGUACCGAUCUGGUGGAGGAAAGUCUCAGAAUCAAUUGACAGUGAAUGAGCUCCGACAAUUUGUGACUCAGUUGUAUGCUCUUCCCUGUGUCCUUAGUCAAACACCAUUGCUAAAGGAUCUCUUGAAUCGGGUAGAAGAUUUCCAACAACAUAGCCAAAAACUACUGUCUGAGGAAAUGCCUAGUGCUGCUGAGCUACAGGACUUACUGGAUGUCAGCUUUGAAUUCGAUGUUGAACUUCCACAACUCGCUGAGAUUCGUAUUCGCUUAGAGCAGGCUCGUUGGCUAGAAGAGGUGCAGCAGGCUUGCCUAGACUCCAGUUCACUUUCUUUGGAUGAUAUGAGACGUCUCAUAGACUUAGGGGUGGGGCUGGCUCCAUAUGCAGCAGUGGAGAAAGCUAUGGCCCACCUGCAAGAACUGCUUACAGUUUCAGAGCACUGGGACGACAAAGCUAAAAGUCUUCUUAGAGCAAGACCACGGCAUUCUUUGAGUAGCCUUGCUACAGCAGUAAAGGAGAUUGAGGAGAUCCCUGCCUAUCUGCCCAAUGGUGCAGUCUUAAAAGAUUCAGUGCAGAGAGCCAGAGACUGGCUUCAAGAUGUAGAUGCAUUGCAGGCAGGAGGACGUGUGCCAGUGUUAGAAACACUCAUCGAACUUGUUGCAAGAGGCCGAUCUAUCCCAGUACAUCUGAAUUCUUUACCAAGAUUGGAGUUACUAGUAGCCGAGGUUCAGGCUUGGAAAGAAUGUGCUUCUAAAACAUUCUUGACUGAGAAUUCUCCAUAUUCUUUGUUAGAGGUGCUUUGUCCUCGUUGUGAUAUUGGCCUUUUGGGGUUGAAAAGGAAACAGAGAAAAUUGAAGGAGCCUUUACCAACUGGGAAGAAGAAAAGCACCAAAUUAGAGAGUCUGAGUGACCUGGAGAGGGCCUUAACUGAAAGCAAAGAGACUGCUUCAGCUAUGGCAACUCUUGGGGAAGCUCGCCUAAGAGAGAUGGAAGCUUUGCAGUCUCUCAGAUUUGCCAAUGAAGGGAAAUUGCUGUCACCUGUCCAAGAUGUAGAGAUGAAAGUCUGCCUGUGUCAGAAGACUCCAGCUAUUCCCAUGAUCCAGUGUGAACUCUGCCGGGAUGCUUUCCACACUAGUUGUGUGGCAGUACCUAGUAUUUCACAAAGCCCCCGAAUCUGGCUUUGUCCUCAUUGUCGGAGGUCAGAGAAGCCUCCAUUAGAGAAAAUUCUGCCCCUGCUGGCCUCCCUGCAGCGUAUUCGAGUUCGUCUUCCUGAGGGGGAUGCACUUCGCUACAUGAUUGAAAGAACCGUGAACUGGCAGCAUAGAGCCCAGCAACUGCUUUCUUCAGGGAAUCUAAAACUUGUGCAAGACCAAGUGGGCUCUGGACUGUUGUUUAGCAGAUGGCAGGCCUCAGCAGGACAGGCACCAGAGACAAACAAGGUGUCUCAACCUCCUGGUACAGCAUCCUUUUCCUUGCCCGAUGACUGGGACAACAGAAGCUCAUAUUUGCAUUCUCCCUUCUCUGCUGGACAGAGUUGUGUCCCCCUCCAUGGUGUGAGUCCAGAAGUGAAUGAAUUAUUGAUGGAAGCCCAGUUGCUCCAGGUAUCCCUUCCUGAAAUUCAGGAGCUUUAUCAGACUUUACUUACAAAGUCAAGCUCUGCUCAACAAACAGACCGAAGCUCACCAGUUAGAGCCAGUAGUGAAAAGAAUGAUUGCUUUCGAGGAAAGCGAGAUGGAAUCAACAGUCUGGAGAGAAAACUGAAGAGGCGCCCUGAAAGAGAAGGCCUUCCCAGUGAACGGUGGGAUCGGAUUAAAAAAAUGCGGACACCCCAAAAGAAGAAAAUAAAAUUGAGUCACCCCAAGGACAUGAACAAUUUCAGAUUAGAAAGAGAGCGUAGCUAUGACUUAGUCCGUAAUGCUGAAGCGCACUCCCUGCCCUCAGACGCGUCCUACUCGGAGCAGGAGGACUCUGAGGACGAAGAUGCCGUCUGUCCCGCUCUGAACUGCCUGCAGCCAGAAGGCGAUGAGCUUUCGCCACCCGGCGCCCGGAAGGUGGGAGGGAUGCUGAUGGAGUGCCCUUGUGCUUACGGUCCCAGGGCAGCGCUGUCUGCCCCAAAGCAGGCACAACUUGAAGAGUGACUCUGCCUCGGUUGCUUUGGCGGUGGGACAGCUAGACUCCUGUGGUUAGCUGUUGUGCCAGAGGCCCCAGUGCUGAGACAGUGGCCAUUAGUGGCACACGGCCUGAAUAUCUUGAGGCUGGCCUGCCCAAUUUUGAAUGGCAUUUUUUUUCCUCUGAACACCCCAUCUUCCUGCUCUUUGUAACCAGGUGGACUGGGUCCAGUGUGAUGGCAGCUGCAAUCAGUGGUUUCAUCAGGUCUGUGUUGGUGUCUCUCCAGAGAUGGCAGAGAAGGAAGACUACAUCUGUGUGCGCUGCACUGCAAAGGACGCACCAAGCCGAAAGUAAAAACAAAACACACUUCAUAUAAUUCAGGACUCCAACAAAGAAGAUUUCCUCAAUCUCAGCAAAGCUACAGGACUGGGGUCAAACCAGCCUGUACACGGUGCUAUUUCUAUUCCUUGCGGGAUCAUUUUUCCAGAACUCUUUGAAAAAAAGAAAAAAAAAACAACUAAAAAAAUUUUUGACACUUUUUGUAUUUUUUUCCUUAAGAGCUGUUUGUGGUUGUCGAAUUAAACUGCUGACUGUUUUUGCAGGGGUUGCCGAUUUCGAAGGUGUUGGAGUUUGCACCUUUUGUGUACAGCAUUAACAUUAUACUUUUGCCUGGGAUAUACCGGCUUAAGAGUUCAACUCAGUUUCAGGGCCCAGCAUGGGCACCAGAAUUCCAGUAACCCUCACUGAGCGACUGUUCUCCUUACUCUGUUCCACAUUGGGGGCUUUUUAAGUUUUUCACUUUGGGGUUUUUGUUCUUUUCUUUCUCUACUUCUUUUUCUUUCUGGUAGGUUAGGUUUAUUUAUCUGAGCAAUAACUUCUAUGUUGGUUUCAGUGGCUGGAAUUAAAACAAAACAAACUUCUCAACAGUGUGUUGGUGCUUUAGCAUUUGGUUAAUAAUGUACAGAACGCAAUGUCUAGUUUCUAGUGUCACUGAUGACCUAGUGAUGUAGAAGGAGACUGCGCUGUAAGUAAUCGCCACGGCUGUAUUCUGGCUUUGUCCCUGCCCAUUCCCCCCCCCCUUUUUUUUUUUUUUAGAUUGUAUCAAAUGUUGCAGUUUAUAUUGUGGAAUAAUAAAUCCUUGGUCCUAUUGUAAAACUAGACUGCAGCUUCUUCUGCCCCUCUACCUUGUGGUCCUACAGAACCAGAAGGGGUUGCUUGCUUGUGGUUCUCCCCAGGCAGGCUACAAUAGGAGUGUGUUUUCCUUCAAACUUGCAGAAACUGUCUUUGUAGCCUGAUUCUUUAGGUAGGCCCUUGCCUUCAUGCUCCACUAAUAAAGAACCCCUGUCUUUAAAGACCAGAGCCAAUCCUUCAAGCCAUGAUUUUUAUAAAUAAGCUCUCAGAAUGUUGGAGUUGUUCCCACAUCACUCCAGACUUGAAAUAAGUCCUUAUGAAAUGUUUUUUUAUCAUUUAACUUGUCAGGGAAAUUUGGUUGAGAGUUAAGAUCCUGGGAUUCAUCAUCUUAGAGGGUUGGUUUUAUUGUAUCAGUUGAAGGGAAACUUGGGACUAACAGUCCUGCCUGCCUGGGCUUCCUCUCCCAAUUCUGUAGUUCCGUCCAUCUUCACUGGCUGCAGGCAACCAUGCCCAUAGCGGUAUUCCUCCAUUCUGCAGAGGGACAGGGUUCCUGGUGAGCAGAACAGCAGGCUCGAGCUCACUUCUCCUGAGUUGUCGCAGGAGAACUUGCUUUCCUCACUGUUGAUAGCCAUAAGCCUGAUGGUGGGUAGAGCUAGUAGAUCUUUAUAAAACAUCAAGAAAGUUUGUGAUGGAGCAGAGAUUUAAAUGUACUAUCCCCUUUAUGCAAUCCAGACGAUUUAAUCUGUUUAAGAAUAAUUCCUAGUGGUCUGCAGUGUCCUGCAGUUAGUUGCUGUGGCGUCUCUUGUCCGGGGAUGAACGUAAGCUUUGAAGACACUAUGGAGGCCAGGGGUACAGCUCGGUGGUAGAGCGCUUGCCUAGUAUAAGCAAGACCCCUGAUCUCAUAUCCUGCACUACCAAUAAAGAACUGCUGUUAAAACAAGUCUGCCUUGAUGGCCUUUCAGCCCUAGUAUGAGCCUCUUCCCUCCAGGUCUUAACAGUUGUUUGGUUUGCUCAUUGGAGGUAAGAGUCAUGUGACCCAGGCUAGUUAUAUAAUCGAGGAUGACAUUGAACUUACUGUUGUCAGGCCUCUACCCCUGAAUUCUGGGAUUGUUGGUGUGCACCACUAUGCCUAGUUUAUGUGAUGCCAGAGAUCAAACUGAGGGCCUUGUGUAUGCCAGGCAGUCACUCUGCCACAUGAACUCUCUCUGCACCCCUCACCAGCUUUUCUUGUGCACAAUCUCUGAGAUAGCUGCUACUUCGUUGAUGGGAGAUUUGAACAGUCUCCUCCCACAGUGGGAAUCAUGUUUUUUUUCUCUUUUCUUUUUUUCAAUGUGUCAAAUUGAUACCACAACAGAAGUGUGAACUGCACAAAAUCAUACUAUGAGUCAAAAUCAAAUGACACCUAGGAUUUCUUCAGGUGUAUUUAUCUAUGCUAUCUUGUACAGUAUCUAACAUUGCAGAUGUUAGAGCCAUUCAGCUUCCAACUUAGGCCAUCUGUUGUCCUGACUACAAACUAAAGCGUUAUUAAAAAAUACAUUUCAUUAUGUGUUAGCUUUGAAGCUUGGUGAUACCUUAGCAGGGGUUCUCAACCUGUGGGUCAAGACCCCUUUGGCAACUCUUAUCUCCAAAAGUGUUUACAUUACAACUCUUAACAAUACCAAGAUUACAGUUUUAAGUAGCAAAGAAGGUAAUUUUUUGACUGGGGGUCACUACAACAUGAGGGUCACAGCACUAGAAAGGGUGAAAACCACUGCUUUAGAGGAACAUUGGAUAUAAGAUUAAAAUGGCAGCUGACACAUGAGUUUCCAUCUUAGUGGCCCUGCAGUCCUUGGACUUAGAGAAGAGGACUGGAGUUAGAGCCUUAGUCAGGAGGGGGACAAAUAGCGAGAUUGGAGAACUCUGCAGCAAAGGCUGGGACAGAACACUCCACGUCACUUGAGUGACUGUUACCAGAAGGCCUCUUGUGGAGCAU
Chionomys nivalis (European snow vole) is the source of this 7846-nucleotide messenger RNA. It is a transcript of the gene Kdm5b, whose product is annotated as lysine demethylase 5B. Bases 165 to 4772 code for a protein of 1535 amino acids. Gene Ontology annotation, biological process: chromatin remodeling. The transcript has 27 exons. Lineage: Eukaryota; Metazoa; Chordata; Mammalia; Rodentia; Cricetidae. The record is from RefSeq and is a predicted model, not a curated record. Gene Ontology annotation, molecular function: histone demethylase activity; DNA binding. Gene Ontology annotation, cellular component: nucleus.